AUGGCCACGUGGCAUACAAUUCUGAAAGUUGUCCAAUAUUGCUCAUCCACCUUUUCCAUUUUUACCAAUCUUUUAUUGAUCUAUUUGAUUUUCAAAAAAUCCCCAAAAACGAUGUUAUUUUACAAAUAUUUAUUGAUUUUCACAAGUGUAUUUGAGCUCCAUUAUGGCAUUAUUGACUUGUUGAUAAAACCGGAAAUAAUUUCCGAAAAAACGUUCUGGAUUGCUGAAACCAACUCGUCCAAAUCACUGGUUUCUAUGACAGUAGGAGAGGUGUUGUUAUAUGUUUGGGCUGCUUUUUAUGGCGUCACUUUGGGAAAUUUCGUGAUGCAUUUUUGUUUUCGGUACCUAACAAUAACUAAAAACAAUAGAUGGGUGUCAGGAAUUCCGGUACUAUGCUUUUGGCUAUGCAUCCCGCCGUUUUUCGGCAUAUGUUUUUCAUCCGUCAUUUAUUUUUGCCUCGGCUCAACUGAUUCAUUGAAAGCUGUGGUUUUAACGAAAAUUAGAAAAUUCGAGAAAUUCAAAAGUGAUGAUAUGAGUUUUUAUGGUUUCACUCUAUACACUGCAAUAGACAACUGGUCGCCAGUAAACUGGAGAAGUAUUAUCGGAAAUAUAUUAAUAGUUAUGUUAAUACUCAUCGCGUUUUUCAUAAUGAUCAAAUAUGGUAUGAAAACAUACUGGGAAAUCAGAAAACUUAGCGAUGUGGCAGUCAACACAUCAGAAUUAUCAAAAUCACUUCAAUAUCAGCUGUUCAUAUCACUCGUUGUGCAAGCAAUCAUCCCGGUUUUGCUGAUUUUCGUUCCAGCAACAUUUACAGUUCUUGCUCUGCUUGGCAAAGGUCGUGAAUUCCAUGGACAUAUCAUUUCAGCUUCGAUAGCAUUGUUUCCUGCUAUUGAUCCUCUCCCAGUGGUGAUUAUUAUAAAACCAUAUAGAAACGCUGUGAUAGGUAGCUUCAAAUCAAUAUUUUCAAAACAAAACCAGAAUAUUCACCCGUCAACUCUCCAUGCUCAAGUGAUUUUGUUUUGAUAUUAUAUUUAAUUAAUAAACAAUCACCGAUUUACUUCAAAUAAAAGGAAAUUAUUUGCAGAUAAUUUAAUUACUUAA
Caenorhabditis elegans is the source of this 1101-nucleotide messenger RNA. RefSeq names its product Seven TM Receptor (gene str-229). Lineage: Eukaryota; Metazoa; Nematoda; Chromadorea; Rhabditida; Rhabditidae. The record is from RefSeq and is marked reviewed. The coding region runs from base 1 to 1023 and encodes 340 amino acids. Gene Ontology annotation, biological process: detection of chemical stimulus involved in sensory perception of smell. The transcript is spliced from 7 exons.